Miscanthus lutarioriparius is the source of this 543-nucleotide messenger RNA. Lineage: Eukaryota; Viridiplantae; Streptophyta; Magnoliopsida; Poales; Poaceae. The record is from the annotation of a GenBank genome assembly.
AUGAUGGGACGACGACGGUGCAUAAGGGAGGUGCUGUUCGCCGCGGUGGUGGUGACGGCGGCGGCGGCGGCAGCCAGCGGCGGUGGCCUGGUGGUGGCCGCGGUGCGAGACGACGACUUCUUCGUGGACGGCUCGGUGUACUGCGACACGUGCCGGGCGGGGUUCGAGACGAACGCGACGACGCCGAUCGCGGGCGCCAAGGUGCGUCUGGAGUGCCGGCACUACAUGAGCGCGAGCGGCGCGGUGGAGCGGUCGGCGGAGGGCACCACGGACGCGGCGGGGCGGUACCGCAUCGAGCUGGUGGACAACCGCGGCGCCGAGGAGGUGUGCUCGGUGGUGCUGGUCAGCAGCCCCGUGCCCGGGUGCGCCGAGAAGGAGGUGGGCCGCGACCGCGCGCAGGUGGAGCUGCUCACGGACGCCGGGGCCGGGCUCGCCACCACCGUGCGCCGCGCCAACCCGCUGGGGUUCCUCAAGAAUCAGCCGCUCCCCAACUGCGGCCAGAUACUCAGCAGCUACGGGCUCGGCUCCGGGCCUAGCUACUGA